Messenger RNA from Daldinia vernicosa, 1445 nucleotides. RefSeq names its product putative methyltransferase-domain-containing protein. The record is from RefSeq and is a predicted model, not a curated record. The transcript has 2 exons. NCBI's taxonomy places the organism in Eukaryota, Fungi, Ascomycota, Sordariomycetes, Xylariales, Hypoxylaceae. Bases 183 to 1229 code for a protein of 348 amino acids.
GGUAAUUUACAUGUAAUUCAAGUCUUCUAUUUCCAACAUCGCAACUUCACAACUUCACCAACUUCACCAACUUCGACUCUGUGGAGACUAAGUAAAACAUUUGACCCAGUAUUGUCCUGAAAUACCAAAAAUUUUGCCUACCUAUUCAUUCAAAGAGCUAAAAACCUGUGGACCCUUUAAACAUGCCCGUAAAAGAACACGAGUUGAAAGCUGAUGCCAUCGACCGCUUCUGUUCUCAGUACGUUCAAUUAGAAAAAGAUCUUGACUAUCCUUCACCUGCACUCCUGCGAGAUGCAGAUAUUCAAGACACUAUAUACCGCCGCAUCUUUGCCGAUGACGCUCUUGCUUAUCCCCCUCCUCGGAGGUAUCAGCUACGGGUCCUUAAGGAGCUCACGUCGAGGAUCGAAGCGAGUAUCGAAGACUGGGAUCGUCACGGGGUUUCGGACGACUUGAUGAAUACGCUCUCUUGUCUCCUAGCACACCCGUUACCUUCCGAGACCACUGCUGCUCAGCAGAAAUCAUAUGUGACGUAUAGUCUAUCUCUACUUGAUGGUCGUGAUAAUGUUGCCCAAACUCCAGCUCAGAUCACACUACUCGAGUCGCGCAAUCUCAUCUCUGCCUCGGGGACCACUGGCUUGCGUACUUGGGAAGCCUCCCUUCACCUGGGGCAAUUUCUCUGCGCAAACCCGUCCCUUAUUCGAGGGAGGCGAGUUUUAGAGUUGGGAUCAGGGACCGGAUACCUAUCCGUGCUGUGUGCUAGAUUUCUUACUUCUACUCUAACUAUUGCCUCGGACGGCUCUGAUGAGGUUGUGGCAACCCUUCCCGAGAACUUCUUUUUAAACGGCCUCCAAGACUCAAAGCAAAUCCGGGCAAUGGAUAUUAAAUGGGGUCACGCUCUUGUGGGAACAGAAGACCAAUACUGGAACGGCGGCAUGCCCAUCGAUGUGGUCCUUGGCGCGGAUAUAACCUAUGACAAGAGCGUCAUCCCGGCUCUCGUUGGAACAUUAGAAGAAUUGGCGGGUAUGUUUCCGCAUGUUACAAUUCUCAUUGCCGCUACCGAAAGGAAUCAAGACACAUUCAAAGCCUUCCUUGACGUCUGCCAAGAGAGAUGUUUCAACGUCGAAGAAGUUGAUUUUAAGCUUCCAUGCAGACAAGACCAACGAGGUCCAUUUUACAGCGACCAAGUGCCUAUUAAGAUAUGCAGAAUACAAAAGUGCUCGAGUUCUUGAAACUCGAUGCUACGUAAUUCCUCGCUUUACCAUAUACCUCGCAUAAUGCCUUACAUACUCCUAGUGAUAAUCACACUUCCCGAUUACCUAUCUAUACUACAUUUAUCUAGUUCUAGGACAACAAUAUAGAUAAAGGGGCUAAAGAAGACUCUCGUAAGACUUCUAUAACUAAGAACACUCAGUUCAAUAUUAUCAAUGCAAACAUCUAAGUACCAG